Molecule: messenger RNA, 1427 nt
Organism: Tribolium madens (black flour beetle)
Lineage: Eukaryota; Metazoa; Arthropoda; Insecta; Coleoptera; Tenebrionidae
Product: transmembrane protein 185A
Exons: 5
Coding region: 240-1259 (339 amino acids)
Source: RefSeq, a predicted model, not a curated record
UGAGCUUUUGAGAGAAAUUUCUUCUUUAAGUAUAGAGAAACAAGGGAAUAAGAACAUCAGUAAACAUUUAUUGAAAUUUCUAAGCAAAUAUAGGCCGAAGAAGCCAUUAAUUUUUUUUGUAAAAUUUAAAAAAUCUGGUUACGUAAACCAUUAGUUGUUGGCAGCGUCAAAUUCCCCAUAAUCUGUCAAAAAUCAAAAUGAUUUCCAAAACAAAAAAUUUGUAAUUAAUUCGAAAAAAAAUGAAUUUGCAGACACUUUUUCAAGACUUUAACCCCAGUAAAUUUGUGGUACACACGUGCCUGUUAACAUUUACGGCCCUUUUUGCAAUACGUCUCGAUGAUUACGUAACGUGGUCUUAUUGGUGCGUUUUUGCACCGAUUUGGAUAUGGAAAGUUUUAGUGAUUUUGGGGGCCACAGUGGGGAGUUAUGUUUGGUGGCGAUAUCCCCAUUUUAGGCUUGAUUGCGAAGCUUAUAUACAUUACAAAUCAAUGUUGAUUUCGUUAGCGUUACAUUUGAUAUUAUUAAUGUUCGAAUUGCUCGUUUGUGAUAAAUUAGAAUCAAAUAGACAUUUGUGGAUUCUGGUUUUUAUACCGUUGAUUUUCAUAUCGAUUGUUAGUAUCGCGGUGUGCAUAUGGGCCGUGAAGCACGACCGCUCAUUUGAGCUGGAAUUAUUUUGUGCUGUGAACGUGUUACAAUUUAUUUUUUUGGCAUUGCGUCUAGAUGAUUUUAUAAAAUGGUCAUGGGAGGUGGUUUUUGUCCCAUUAUGGAUUGUAAUGUGUUUAUCACUUGUCGGUGUUUUAUACACGAUUAUUUUUGCUGCGAUUUUAUUACGAACUCCAGAAGUUAACGCUCAACAGAGACGUUCUAGCUUUAAAUCAGCUUUAGGUUACACUUUUUUAGUCAUCCCAAUAUUAAUAUUUCAAGUAUUAUUAGCCAAUAAAUUGGACGGAGAGAUUCAUAUGUCGUAUACUGCAGUUGUUAGUCCCUUGUUUAUCUCAUUUAUUACUUUAAUUUUGAUGUCUUUCAGUGCCAAAGGGGGCAAUCGAUGGUGGUUUGGUAUGAGAAAAGACUUUUGUGGUUUCGUUCUAGGGGCGUGCCCCCUUCUUCAAGAAUACGCCAAUAUUGCCUAUCACAGUGAACGGCGCACAAACGGUGUUGAAUUACAGACACAAAGUGAAAAGAGUGAUCCAAUGAAUGUGAAAAAAACCGAUUUGUUAAAGCCAGUUUUGCCCAUCAUUUCCAUUGAAAUGCCCGACUGAUGUGUGCUUCCAAAUUUUUGUAAGUUGGCCAAAAUUUUCAACAUUUUAUACGACGAAAUUUCUUGCAUUUAUUAUUACUAAUUCAGCACAAUGUUUUAAUUUAUUUUGAGUAAGUUUAAUUCAUUUGUACUUACCUGAUGUUUAAAUAUAAGUUUUUAAUUUGAAAAU